CAACGGUUCAGGUUUUUCAAAUCGACCUUGGAUUUUUUCACAAAGAGUGCAGAGAGCAGCUUUGCAGCUCGCGAAGGGGACGAGGGGGGUAUGACUCUGAGAGAGUGAGAGAGAGAGAGACGGCGACGAGUUGCAUAUAUGUGCAAUUGCACGUGCGGUAAUGAGUUGAUCAGUUCAAGUGAAUAGCCGCUCCUUCGCACACUUCGCUCCUGCUUGCAAUCCCUCAGAUUUAAACUUGGCGAAAGCGGCUGGCAAUCAUUAUUUGGACAAUUUUUCACUGAAAAGAUUUGAGCAUGGUGAACAAAAAAGAAGCCAGCAGCAGCAAAAGCGUCGGCAUUGCGGCUAGAGCAAUUUCUCGAUCAUCCUCUUCGUCCAGCAGCAGCAACUCGAGUCCUGCGCCAAAGCCCGCUUCGAACCGCAUGUGCGCCCAGUGCCAAAACCACGGCCUCAAAAUUCCCGUUCGCGGACACAAACGUCGCUGCAAGUUCAGAUUGUGCAACUGUCAGAACUGUUUGCUGGUCAAGGAGCGGCAACGCAUUGUUGCUCUGCACCUGUACGUGCGCAGGGCGCAGCAGCAGGAGGAGGACGCGGCGGAGGCGGCCAAAGCGGCGGCCCUCAGCCGCAAUCCUCCCCUGCAGUCUCCACUCCUCGAAGGCGCAGAUUUGUACAGGGUGGCCGGGGUGGCGGCCCCCAUUCCCGACUACCAUCACUCCAACAGCGUGGCUGCCGCUGCCGUCAGCUCGGCCUAUUUGGUUGCCGAAGCGGAAAAACAGAGAAAAAAUAUUAUGUUUGAGGAACUGCUGAAGCUAAGAGACGAGUUCCAAAUAUCAGAGGAAGCAAUGCCUUUUCUUUUGUGCGUUUUGAAACUUACAGGAUCGUAUGAGGAAGCUUCUGUGAGAAUUAAAAAAGAACUAAACGAGUUAAAUGCUCUGCCAGGACAGCCUGGAUUUAAAAAGAGCAUCCACUUGUCAGCAUUUUCAAGCAUGCACCGUCCAUACUUUAUGUAAAUUUUUGCACUUUAAAAGUUCUGAGGUUAAACACUUUGCUGAUACAAAAAAGUUUUCAUCAAUAAAUGCAAAAGUGGAAAAAGCUAUCGGAAAAUUUAUACACAUCCUUAAUAUUUUGUAUGAAAUAAAAGUAUUAAAAAUAUAAGAAAUUAAUUAUCAUUAAUUAUUGUUGUGCGGCGAUUCGGAUGCAUAAUUCAUGUUAUUUUUUAAAGUUGAUUUUUUUAUGCUCGUCCCCUUAUCUUGUAUUUCUCCUCACAGCGAUACAUUGGCGACACCUUGUGUGUGAUACAAAUAAAUUAGUAUGAUUUUGAUUUCUCCUGUGA
Molecule: messenger RNA, 1330 nt
Organism: Neocloeon triangulifer
Lineage: Eukaryota; Metazoa; Arthropoda; Insecta; Ephemeroptera; Baetidae
Product: doublesex- and mab-3-related transcription factor A2-like
Exons: 5
Coding region: 294-1007 (237 amino acids)
Biological process (GO): sex differentiation; regulation of transcription by RNA polymerase II
Cellular component (GO): nucleus
Molecular function (GO): DNA-binding transcription factor activity, RNA polymerase II-specific; RNA polymerase II cis-regulatory region sequence-specific DNA binding
Source: RefSeq, a predicted model, not a curated record